Molecule: messenger RNA, 381 nt
Organism: Adineta steineri
Lineage: Eukaryota; Metazoa; Rotifera; Eurotatoria; Adinetida; Adinetidae
Source: the annotation of a GenBank genome assembly
AUGAAACUUGCUUCAUAUUAUCAAAAAUUAAAUUAUCCAAUUGAUUUUAUCAUAAUUUAUAUACGAGAAGCGCAUGCGUCUGAUGGAUGGAAAUUUGAUGGAAAUGAAUUUAGUUUUAUACGAAAUCAUCGAAAUAUAAAUGAACGAUUAGAUGCUAUUCGAGUCUUGGUAGAAAUGGCAAAUAUUACGAAAGAUACUAAUAUACAUAUUUAUUCUGAUAUUAUGAAUGAUAUAACAAAUCAUUUAUUUCGUGCUUGGCCAGAAAGAUUAUAUGUUUUACAUGAUGAAAAAAUUUUAUAUCAAGGUCAGAGAGGACCAGUUGGAUAUUCAAUACCAUCAUUAGAUUAUUUUUUAAAGAAGAAUGUUAUUCUUUCAAAUUAA